Messenger RNA from Camellia sinensis, 894 nucleotides. The record is from RefSeq and is a predicted model, not a curated record. NCBI's taxonomy places the organism in Eukaryota, Viridiplantae, Streptophyta, Magnoliopsida, Ericales, Theaceae.
AUGACAUCGGAAAGUAAUAGAAAAGAUCCGGCGUGGCAAUAUGCCCAUUUGGUGGAGGAGAAUAAUUUAAACAAGUUUGAGUGUAAUUUUUGUGGUAAGGCAUCAAAUGGAGGUGUUUAUCGGGUGAAACAACACCUUGCAGGAGGUUAUAGGAAUGUCACUGCUUGCCCGAAGUGUCCUUCUCAUGUAAGAGAAGAGAUUAGAGAGUUCAUGUCCAAAAAAAAGACACAAAAAGAAGAAAUGAACAUGUUGCCUGAUUUUGAUGACAUGGACAUGGAAGAUGAUGAUGAAGAUGAAGAUGUCAUUGAGAUCAAUGUCAAUCAACACCGCAAGUUAACAAGUAGUAGCCAAGGUUUAUCCAAAUCCAAAUCCAAAUCAAAAUCAAAAAUGCCAAAGAAAAAAAGGCCUAUGGAUGUUUACUUCACACCCAAUCCUGAAUCAGUGGUGAAAAAUCGAAAAGACCAAGCAAAAGGGAAACAAACCAAAAUUGAUGCAAAUGACCCUCACAAAAAAGAAAUAAGAGCUCGGGCACUGCAAAGAUAUGCUAGGUGGAUGUAUGAUGCUGGUAUCCCUUCUAAUGUAGUAAAUUAUGAGAGUUUUGGACCAAUGAUUGAAGCCAUUGGCCAAUAUGAUCCUGGUAUGAAGCCACCAACUUACCAUGAAGUGCGGGUUACCCAACUCAAAAAAGAAGUGAAACAUACUGAAGAUUUGAUGAAGUAUCAUAAAGAGGAUUGUGCAAAAUACGGGUGUUCCAUAAUGGCUGAUGGUUGGACUGAUAAGAGAGGAAGGACAUUGAUUAACUUUUUAGUUAAUUGUCCAAGAGGAACCAUGUUUGUUAAGUCGGUUGAUGCUUCUAGCUAUUCAAAGGAUGGGAAAAGCUAUUUGAAUUACUAG